Molecule: messenger RNA, 1356 nt
Organism: Ipomoea nil (Japanese morning glory)
Lineage: Eukaryota; Viridiplantae; Streptophyta; Magnoliopsida; Solanales; Convolvulaceae
Exons: 1
Coding region: 1-1356 (451 amino acids)
Source: RefSeq, a predicted model, not a curated record
AUGAAUGGAUCUACUUGGUACACGGAGAGGUCUCCACAAAAGCUUGUAGGAGGAAUUCAUGAGGCGGGGCAAUUAACCGAUUUGUCAACAAAGUUGGAUAAUGUGAUUUCCAUGGUUCAAAAGCUUGCCCAAAUCACCAUCCAAAAACACAAUGUGAGUCAUGUUUCUAACCCUCCUACUCUUGGUCAAGUUUUGAUGUGUGAACUUUGUGGUGGUGGACAUAAGCCAGUGGAUUGUCUCAACGAGUUAAAUUCCCAAACCUCUAUGGAGAAAAUUAAUAUGGUGGGAUAUAAUAGGCCUCAUCAACAGUCUUUCCAACCUCAAGGAACCUACAAUCCUAAUAAUUCAAGGAACCACCCCGGUUUUUCAUGGAGUAACCCAAUGGGGGCUGCCAAUCCCCAACACUUUGUUAAUAGAGGUCCUCCAAGUUUCCAAAGUACUCAAGUUCAAUCUCAAUUACCCGCUUCGGAGGCCCCACCACAAUCAAAUUUGGAAGCUAUGAUGGAGAAGCUACUUAAGUUACAUUUGCAAAGUGACGAGAGGUAUAGGCAAUUAGCGGAAAGGGUGGAUCAAUUGAGUGCCCAUAACAAGAUGCUUGAAAAUCAACUUGCAAAGCAAGCCUCUACAUCUAGCACCAGAGUCACAGGGAAGUUGCCAGCUAGUACUGAAAAUCCCAGGGAACAUGUCAUUGCAAUUGGCACUAGGAGUGACAAGGUUCUUGAAGAGCCAUCUCCUCCUAUCAAAGCAUCAAUUCCAACUAGAACUGUUGAAGAGGAAAUAGAAAGGAUACUUGACAGAGAUGAGGAUGAGCCAAUUGUUGAGAAAAAUAACCCACAAGUCAUUGAUAAAGGAAAGAAGACCGUACGAAGGUAUGAAAAUCCCUUGCCAUUUCCUCUACAAGAAACAAAGAAAAGUAGAUGGACGAAAUUUUUAGAAAUAGUUGAAAAUUUGAAAGUUUAUGUCCCUUUACUUGAUUUGCUCUCCCAAGUUCCCUCCUAUGGAAAAUUCUUGAAAGAAAUACUUGCCAAAAAGAGAAAAUAUGGGGAACAUGAGAUGAUUGCAAUGACACAAGAGUAUAGGGCCUUGACACCCAGAGUUGGAAGAAGAGUGACUAAAUAUAAAGAUCCGGGGAAGUUCACAAUUCCUUGUAUUGUUGGAGGUCGUCCUAUAAAAGGAUCCCUUUGUGAUCUUGGAGCCAGUGUCAGCGUCAUGCCUCUUUCACUUUGUAUGAAGAUGAAUUUUGGAAAGCCAAACCCUAUCAACCUCACAUUGUGCAUGGCGGACCAGUCUACUUCAACCGUUGUGGGUAUACUUGAAGAUGUCGCUGUUCGCGUGGACAAAUAUUGUCCUUGUUGA